Messenger RNA from Scatophagus argus, 3209 nucleotides. It is a transcript of the gene acvrl1, whose product is annotated as activin A receptor like type 1. The coding region runs from base 745 to 2256 and encodes 503 amino acids. Gene Ontology annotation, cellular component: plasma membrane; BMP receptor complex. The transcript has 11 exons. Lineage: Eukaryota; Metazoa; Chordata; Actinopteri; Scatophagidae. Gene Ontology annotation, biological process: cellular response to growth factor stimulus; transforming growth factor beta receptor signaling pathway; BMP signaling pathway. Gene Ontology annotation, molecular function: SMAD binding; transforming growth factor beta receptor activity, type I; ATP binding. The record is from RefSeq and is a predicted model, not a curated record.
AGGGGAAAGAGGAAAAUGAGAGGUUUAGCGAGCAACAGGAAAACCGCUAUGAGAACACAUUCCAGCCAGAGCCGAGUCUGAACGGGACAAUAAGGGGUGGGACAAAACUGUAAACUAUUUUAAAAUAUGUAAACUCUACUUUAGAUUAGGAUCAUAGACAACCAAGAAAGGGGUUCUUACUUAGCCUAAUGAAGGAGGACUAGCAGAAAGCCUACACUUGUGAACAGGUCUGGAUCCAAACCGACGACGAUGGUUCGUGUUGUCGGUUUAUCAGCGCAGAUUUGGACCGAGAUGAGAUAGGCUUCAGUCCGCCGUUUGUCGUACUGUCAGGACACAGCUACCAGCUUAUCCCUUUUAUCAUCAUUACUAUUAUCAUUAUUCACUUGUUUUUGAAGAUUUGUUGUUAAACGACUGGGCUGUUUUGUUUUUUUUUUGCCGGACCAAAGAGGAACAACUUUCGCAGGAACUUUCCCCAGACACGGCUGUGGUCGACACCGAAGCAGGAAAGGAUGUGAACUCUCUCUGGAUGAAACAUCUGCCACUGAGCCGCUUGGCGCGAGACGACAAGUAACUUAAGCCCUCUCUUUACAUGGAGCUGUUUGAGUUUUAAACACUUUUAAAUACUUCGUUUUAAAUACUUCGGCCACUGAGGGGAAUCUUCAAGCUAACUUUGAUAUGGGAUGCGAGCGGCUGUCAAGUUAAAAGGCGAGCAGAAAACAGAGAAGACAUUUACUCUUUCCAGAGAUGGGAAGUCGUGCUCUCCUCACAGUGGUGCUAGUCGGGUCGCUUCUGUUGAUCUCCACCAUCCAUGCAGACUCUGAAGAUGAUGGGGCGCUGCUGUGCACAUGUGAGAAUAGCAAAGGCACAUGCGUAAAUGGAACAUGUAGAGGAGAUGUCUGCUUCUACACCUGGGUGCAGGACUUUGAGGAGAGGGGUUGUUUCUCCAACAACAUCUACAGAGAGCAGUGCUACACCUCCUUUCCCCGUUUCUUUGUCCACUGCUGCAGAGAGAAUCACUGCAACGCUUUCAUCACACCACCUCCAAACAUAAAUGGAGAGCCGACAACAACACCCCCGGAACUCAGUCGCCCAGAGCUGUGGAUCACGGUGUCUCUGCUGCUGUUAAUUAUGACUGCCAGUGUGUGUGGCCUGGUGCUGUUCCUGCGCUUCCGACGUGCACAUUGCAGACUGAGAAAUGCUGAAGACCGUGAUGCCACCAUGCUCAAGGUUCCUCAUGGAGAUGAUCCCACAUACGGCGAUAUCUUUGAUGAGUUUUGUACUUCAGGGAGUGGGACAGGGCUGCCCUAUCUGGUCCAAAGGACUAUGGCCAGGCAAAUCUCACUUGUCGAGUGUGUCGGUAAAGGCAGGUAUGGGGAAGUGUGGAGGGGAACUUGGAUGGGGGAGAGUGUGGCUGUCAAGAUCUUCUCCUCUAGGGACGAGCAGUCCUGGUUCAGAGAGACAGAGAUCUACAAUACAGUACAGCUGCGACACGACAACAUACUCGGUUUCAUAGCCUCUGACAUGACAUCCAAGAACUCCAGCACCCAGCUGUGGCUCGUCACCCACUUUCAUGAGCUGGGCUCACUCUACGACUUCCUGCAGUUCAGCAGCUUGGAGCCUGAGAGCUGCCUGAGGAUGUGUCUGUCUGUGGCCUGUGGCCUGGUCCACCUCCACACAGAGAUUGUCAGCUCCCAGGAAAAACCAGCCAUCGCCCACCGAGACCUGAAAAGCCGAAACAUCCUGGUGAAGCGGAAUGGACAGUGCUGCAUCGCUGACCUAGGUUUAGCUGUCAUACACUCUCAGUCCCAUGACUACCUUGAUGUGGGCAACAACCCUCGUGUGGGGACCAAGCGCUACAUGGCCCCUGAGGUGCUGGAUGAGACCAUUCGUACGGAUGUCUUUGAGUCCUACAAGCAAACUGACAUCUGGGCUCUGGGCCUGGUCUUCUGGGAAAUUACCCGCAGAACCAUUGUCAAUGGGAUCGUGGAAGAGUACCGUCCUCCUUUCUUUGACCUGGUGCCCUUUGAUCCCAGCUUUGAGGAGAUGAGGAAGGUGGUGUGUGUGGACCAGCAGAGGCCCCUUCUACACAACAGGCUCCAUUCUCAUCCAAUCCUGACAGCCAUUGUGAAGGUCAUGAAGGAGUGUUGGUACCAAAGCCCACAAGCCCGCCUCACAGCCCUGCGGGUGAGGAAGACGCUCUCCAAACUGGACCACAACAGUGACUUAAGUAUCGAGAAACUCAAGCGGGAUGUCUAGACCUCAGCAUCAGGAUGAAACAGGAACAAAAUAUUGGAAAUGCCAGAAUGGAUUUUGCAUCACAUUCUCACAGCACAAAGUUCAUGUCAUUAGCAUAUUUUGAGCUAAUGACUCACACAGUUUCUACAUUUUAUUAGACCAUAUGACUUUGAGCAGUAGGGUCAAGACUGCCUCACACCCAAAGCCAUUUUUUAUUUUUAUUUUAUUUUUUUGUGUAGCCUAAUUUUCAUGUGCCAUAUGCCUUAACCCAAAAAGGCCCCAAAAAGAAAACUAUUAACACCAGAAAUGGUUUUAUCAACGGAUUUGAUGAAGGAUUGCUGACAUUUCUACAGCAGACCAAUUAUUUGAACAGUUCACAGACUGUCCUGCACACACAGGGUUUGAAUCAUUAUUGUUUUAACAGCCCUGAAAGGAAACUCUAGCAUUGCUCAAUUACUCAUCCUCUUAUCAGGAAUGUCAUUUUGCUUUUUUCUCUCAUAUACAAUACUAUUGCACUUAUGGGUUUUCCCAUAAUUCUCAAAGCCACAGACAGUCACAUAGAAGACAAAGGCCUUGGUGUUAUUUCACUAUCAAUACAGGAAAUAUGUAAGUAAUAACAUGCACCCACCAAAGCACAUCACCUGCUGUGUAAACAUAUUUAACUUAUAUAGAAUGAGCAUUUAUUAUCUGUACACAGACACAUUGAGCUAUGUAGUUGUACAUAUUCUAACAGUGCUGAAGUUGUUGCUUUGUAUAACCAUUGGGUUUAUUGUAAAUUUAUUUCAAAAGGGAUAUUAUUUUGUAUUAUUCAACAAUGAUACAUAUUUUACAUAUUUUUAUGACAAAACUUUAUUAUUAUUUUUUUACAUUUCUGUAAACCAAAAAUGUACCAUCACCAUUACUAUGGUCAGUAAAGGAAUUCACAAAUAGACAUGUAAGACUGCAUUUGUUGAAUAAAGUAUUUUUCAACUGUU